Molecule: messenger RNA, 597 nt
Organism: Pyricularia grisea
Lineage: Eukaryota; Fungi; Ascomycota; Sordariomycetes; Magnaporthales; Pyriculariaceae
Exons: 1
Coding region: 1-597 (198 amino acids)
Molecular function (GO): protein binding
Source: RefSeq, a predicted model, not a curated record
AUGUCGGACCUAGAUACCUUCACACUCCUCCCGAUCCGGAUCGACCCUCAGUCCAAAGCCAUCAGCAGCACGAGCCCGUCGCGGGCGCUGGACGCGGAGCUGGCGACGCUCAACAGCCUACACCGGACGCUGCUGGGGCUCGAGAAGCCGCACGCGGUGCCGCCGCCGCCGAUCCCCGUCAACCCGAAGCUGUCGGCGCAGGUCAACAAGAUGCGCGAGGGCGGCAACGCAGAGUUCCGCAAGGGCCGCUACGCCGAGGCCAUCAAGCUCUACUCGCUCGGGCUCGAGAUGGCCCUCAAGCGCCCGCUCUGGGAGCCGCAGCAGCUGGUGCGCGAGGAGGUCGCCGGUCUGUUUGCCAACCGCGCCCAAGCCCACAUGGCGCUCCUGAACUGGGUCGACGGGGCCAUAGACGCCGAGGCCAGCGUCGAGGCCAAGAGGGCCGGGAACCCAAAGGCUUGGUGGAGGCGCGGGAAGUGCCUGAUCGAGAUGGGGAGGUUGGAGGAGGCUAGGGAGUGGGUUGGGAAGGGCCUGGAGAUGGAGGGCGAGGAGAAUGAGCUCAUGUCGUUGAUGAAGGAUCUCGACGCCAAGUUGGGUUAG